ACAAAACAAACUUGCCUCGCUUAGCUACUACCCCAAAUUUAAAAAAAAAAAAAAAGAUGGCUCGCGUUGCGACAAGAAUUCCAUGGAAUCACCGGAAUUUAGCGUACGGAUGCCCGGAAUUCAAGUUCCCGGAGCAACCCGAUCCGGUUACGCCGGAUAUAGAGUUGGAAUUUCUUGAAGAUAGCGACCAGGGGGUCCUGGGAAACUGCAACGGCGAUAAAUUUAGGGGUAAUAAUAACGAUGGAAUUGUCGGCGAUGGUGUUGAUGAUGAUGACGAUGAGAAAGAGAACGAUGGGGGCAACGAUGAAAAUAGUAAGAGUUUUUGGGAAAGCCAACACCAGGUUUUACAGCAAACGUUGUGUAGGACUAGCUCCAUGGAAUUGAGAAUCAGGACCGCCACAAAAGAAGCUUUGAAUGAUAUUCAAAAAGGAAGAACUGUAUGUGUUUGUGGAAAAUCCUCAACUUCGGAAAAUUGUAAGAGUUGUCUCAUGAGAGAAGUUUCUAGCCGUCUCCAAAAUGCCGGUUUCAACAGUGCCGUUUGCCGGUCUAAAUGGCGUAGCUCCCCAGAUAUCCCAUCAGGGGAACAUAGUUUCUUGGAUGUGAUAGAAAAUACAAGGAAAGGGGAAGUAAGGGUAAUAAUAGAGUUGAAUUUCAGAGCUGAAUUUGAGAUCGCAAGAGCUAGUGAAGAUUACAAUCGGCUAGUACAAAGAUUACCAGAAGUUUUCGUAGGUAAAGUAGAAAGAUUAAACAAUGUGAUCAAAAUCUUGUGUUCGGCUGCCAAGAAAUGCAUGAAGGAAAAGAAAAUGCAUAUGGGGCCAUGGAGGAAACAAAGAUACAUGCAGGCCAAGUGGCUUAAAUCAUGCGAAAGGAAUACAUCGACACAAUCGUUGCCGGUUGGACGUUCCGGUGACCGGUUGACGAAGCCGAGGGCAUCAAUGUUAACAGUAGAUUUGUUGGGGAAGUUGUCCAAUGUGCAUUGUACAGCACUUGAGGUUGUAUGAAGAAGAUGAUAGUAUAUGCUUACUUAAAUCUGCAGUUUUGUUUAUGGAUAAAUAACGGUAUAUGAGAUAUAUAUAUAUAUAUAUAUUUUUUUUU
This is a messenger RNA of Gossypium raimondii (Peruvian cotton), 1095 nucleotides long. RefSeq lists its product as uncharacterized. Bases 57 to 1001 code for a protein of 314 amino acids. The record is from RefSeq and is a predicted model, not a curated record. Lineage: Eukaryota; Viridiplantae; Streptophyta; Magnoliopsida; Malvales; Malvaceae. The transcript has 2 exons.